GUGCAAUUUUCAUCCAAAGGAAGGCGUUCCUCCUAGUUCAUAUUAGAAGAGCUGAUAUUACUGUUGAACCCGAAAGAUUCACUGAGACAGUUAUAUGAUAAUAAAAUAAAGCAUAUUUUGUGACAAAAUGCUUUGUGAAUCAAUGUGCGUUAGCUCCAAUCAUUCAUUGUAUCGGGUGUCGUGUCGCAGCAGUGAGUUGGGUCACGUACUUCACGUAGCGGCUGAUUCAAUCGGAAGUGAACGUGUCUUUGCGUGUUAUUUGUUUGAACUACGCAUUACACAAAUACGUGUAAGCAGCAGUGCGAAGAAGACCCUUUGUGCCGAACUCGGUUCAAUGACAAUGACAUCUUUCAUUCUGUUGGCUGUUUUACUCACUAGCGUUCACGUGACGACAGCUGGAUCCGCUGCUCACAGGUGCUUCUGUCAGGUCACUGGUGAUCUUGAUGAUUGUGCUUGUGAUGUUGAGACCAUCGACAGUUUCAACAACAAAGAAAUCUUUCCCAAACUACAGAAACUACUAUCAUCUGAUUAUUUCCGGUUUUACCAGUCUGCUCCUCAGGUCAAUCUGAACAACCCCUGUCCGUUCUGGACAGACCACAGCCAGUGUGGACUCAAAUACUGUGCUGUGAAACCGUGUACACCGAGUGAAGUACCAGAGGGCCUUAAAUCCAGCAGUUAUAAGUAUUCAGAAGCUGCUAGUCAGGAUAUAGAGAAAUGUGAGAAGGCAGAAAAACUUGGAGCUGUCAACAGUUCUCUAAGUGAUGAGACACUUCAGGCUCUUCAAGAGUGGAAGAAACACGAUGAUGAAUCAGAUCGUUUCUGCAUGUUGGAUGAUGAGGACUCACCUGAAUCAAAGUAUGUUGAUCUCCUGCUUAACCCUGAGCGUUUCACCGGCUAUAAAGGACCAGAGGCCUGGCGGAUCUGGAACAGCAUAUAUGAGGAGAACUGCUUCAAACCGUAUUCAGUUAAGCGACCGCUGAAUCCUUUGGUGUCCUACAGUGGAGAUGAUGGUCAGGGGUUCCAUCGCUGGCUGGAGGGCUUGUGUGUGGAGAAACGAGCUUUCUUCAGGCUGAUCUCAGGACUGCAUUGCAGUAUAAACAUACACCUGAGUGCCAGGUACCUCCUCAAUGAAAACUGGUUCGAAAUGAAGUGGGGUCACAAUGUGUCCGAGUUCCAGCUGAGGUUUGACGAGGAGCUGACAGAAGGGGAGGGGCCGAAGAGGCUACGCAACCUCUACUUCCUGUACCUCAUUGAGCUGCGUGCUCUGGCCAAGAUUCUACCAUAUUUUGAACGUUCCACCUUCCAUUUGUACACCGGCCAGCCGACACAAGACAACGAGAACAAGAAACUGCUUUUAGAGCUCCUCCAUGUGGCCAAAUCCUUUCCAUUGCAUUUUGACGAGACUGCUCUGUUUGCUGGAAAUAAGAAGGAAGCCAUGCAACUAAAGGAAGACUUCAAGCGCACCUUUAAGAACAUCUCGCGUAUCAUGGAUUGUGUCGAAUGCUUUAAAUGCAGACUUUGGGGCAAACUGCAGACCCAGGGCCUGGGAACCGCACUGAAAAUCCUGUUCUCGGAAAGGCAAAUCGAGGCCAUGCCCAACACAAGCAACACCAAUCCAUCAUUUCAGCUCAGCCGGCAGGAAAUUGUGUCUUUGUUUAAUGCCUUUGGAAGGAUCUCAACGAGUGUUAGAGAGUUGAAGAACUUCCGGUCGCUGUUGUCAAAGCUCAAACAGUGACAGUCCAUCCUCUGGCAACAGUCAAGGGCUUGAUGUCUAUUAUCACAUGAAAUGACGGAAUUAUAUUCUUUUGGGUUGAUAAAUAACUGUUUUCAGAAUGAUGUUUUAUAACAGCUGUUGAUAAAUACAGUUUAACAGCUCUUGCACUGUUUAACCCAAAAGAAUUGAGCACUUUAGUCGCAAAACUGUAAUGUUAGGGCUAAUUUUACACUGUUCAAUGUUUUUGUAUUACAAGUAACAAGUUUCCUCUUGGAAACUCAAUGGAAAUACAUAAAUAUACCUUAAAUGGUUUACAAGAGGGAGAAAUGUUGCAUUUUAUGAAGUUAAGCUGGCAUUUCAUUAUAGGUGUAAAUUUUUUAGGGGGGGUAAAGAUGUGGUUAUAAUUGUGGUGUAGUCAUUCCUGAAUAUGACAGAUUUUUUGAGCAUCUUGACUACAUUUAAGAUCAAUGUUUUAUUUUGGACAUCAUUUUUCAUUCACUGUAAAAAAAUAUUUUCAAGAUUUGUUAUCACAACAUAUUUUCUUUUGUCAAAUCAACUUUAUAAUAAUUUAUUUAGUUGAGAUAACUUAUUAUUUUGAGUUUCUGAUGAUUAAAUUAAUCUCCUUCAUUGUAUGAACUCACUUUUUCCAGUUCAAUCAACUUAAAAUUAGGGCAACCCAGCUUACUUACUUUUUUAAGUUAAACCAACAAUAGUUUUUUUCAGUGUAGUAAUCACAACAUUUGUUCUUUUGACACUUUUAAUGUGUACACUCGAUCCAUAUUGUUCCUUGGCAAUCAAACCCUUGGUAUUGUUAGUUCCAUGAUCUUCCAGUUGAGAUGUAAUGCUACUGACAAAGGCUUGGCAUUACAUGCUAAAACUGCUGAAUAUGCAAAGUGCUGAAUCAAACAUUAAAUACACAGCUGGCGAUCUUAAGAGGUGGACCCAAGAUUCAUAGGCUCCUCAUUUAAGCUGUUCCAUGAGACUCAGUGAGAUCUAACCACUACAAAUUCAAUUGUGGCCUGCAGUUCAGCCAAGAAACGAAAACACAAUUAGGUUAAGACAUUUAUCAAGACAAAUGAAUGCUAGUAUUUUGAAUGGAAAACACAGAGGGAAAGAAAGAAACACUUUAGAUCUGGAGUUGAAAAACAUGUAUGCAUAGAUACA
Pimephales promelas (fathead minnow) is the source of this 2878-nucleotide messenger RNA. The record is from RefSeq and is a predicted model, not a curated record. NCBI's taxonomy places the organism in Eukaryota, Metazoa, Chordata, Actinopteri, Cypriniformes, Leuciscidae.